UGGUCGACCCGAUAAAAUGUAAAACGCAAUCCGUGACUCGCUCGCUAGGUGAACUUAAUUGAUGUGCAUCAUUCCGGAAAUCAAUACAGUUCGAUUUGCGGCUAGAAAGUGAAGAAAUUCGACACCGUGACCGACGCAGUUAACAACAGAACUCUGGAUUGAAAGUACCAACCAUCGCUAUCCGGGGGACAGAGAAACUUCGUAGCCCGUAGCGUAAUGCCGAUCGUCAACAUGCUGAAGCGUGCCUCAAGCUACAUCCUCGGUAGCGACGAUGAUGCCGAGGACGGUGCCACGGAGCUAGUGUACGAGGAUAACGAGAUACUGUUCUGCAAGAACAACAUCUGCGUCCAUCCGCCGGCCGUGGUGCGCCAGGAGUCGGACGUCCUGCAUUACCCCGGUUACCUGACCGUUACCACGAAGACGUUCAUCGACCAGUACAACAAUGCGAAGCGGCCAACCCUGUUUCUCACCUGGAUCCCAAACUCGACGCUGCGCAAGUGUCCCUCGACGGUGGAGAACAUCGUCCUGAGCCGCAGUGUCAUCGGCCCCGGUGGCAUCGGGUUGAGUGAAAGCAAACUGAAGCUUCACCAACAGCAGCUCCUCGCACCAUUGCCGAGGGAAAACGGACUGCACAGGAAAACGGCGGACGCACAGGAGAAGCUUCCGGCUUUCGUGGAAGCGGGAGAGAACCCGUUCACGACGACCAUCAAGAUAGCGAAUACCAAUCCGUUUCUCGAACCGUACAACGAGUCGAUCGCCCAAACGGCAACCGGGGAUAAUAAGUCGAUGAACUGCUCCGACUACUCGGAGACGAUCAGCAUCAGCUCCAGCUCCGACAAGGCCAGUCUGUGCAACAGCACCGAGUACGAUGGGCGUGAACUGGAAGAACCGGAGGUAGCCGACGACGUGGACGACGACGAAGGGUGCGUUAUUCCGUCGGAGAUGCACAGUUCGGCCACGGCCGUUGGCGACGAGCUGCUCGAUAGCUCGGUCGAAGAUCAGGACCUUAAAACGGAACUGCAACCGUUGCUAGAGUCGGAAACGGGUGGCACGAAGCUGACCGCAGCGGCCUCGGCCAAACUUCAUCAGCACAUGAAACUGCCGUCGCAAUCGUCGGUCACGUCCGUCAACAUUACGAUCGCCAGUCCGCACAUACAGAACGUGGACAUCUCGCCUCCGGAAGCGGCACUCCCAGCUGCUGAGCGCUUCUUGCGUUCGCUGUCGAUUACGUCGAGCGAUGAAAACAACCCAAACUGGAUGUCGCCGGAGCUGCUCGCCUACAAGCACAAUCUGGCCUUCCCGGAGAGCGCGUCUGCGUCGCCGAUCGUGAGCCGCAAGACACCGCUCAAGUGUCGCCGCUUUUCAGUCGAUCUAAGCCAGAUGCGGGCCCUGCGGCUGUUCUUUAACGACGAGCAGUGCACCUCCGGUCAGCUGGUAAUCGCCUCCCGGGAAUCUCAGUACAAGAUCUUGCACUUCCACCACGGUGGGCUGGACCAUCUGGCGCAGGUUCUUCACCAGUGGCACUGUCUGCUGCACAACAUCAAACUGGCCCCCGGGCAGGACGAACCGGCCAACGUGCCGUACCGCCAGUUUAUGGUCUGCCGCCCGGAGGUGCGCAAAGCCGAUCUGCACCCGGAAGAGGGACGCGUGUCCAAGAUUACGACCGACUACUUCUACGGGACGCUACUGAACGAGAAGGGCCAGAUCGAGGACGAUCUGCAGCUGCGCAAGUGUGUGUUUUUCGGUGGGCUCGACCGAAGUCUGCGGAAGACGGUGUGGCCCUUUUUGCUUCACUGCUACAGCACCGGCUCGACGUUCGAGGAUCGAGCCGCGCUGUCCGAGAUACGGCGCCAGGAGUACGAGGAGAUCACGCGGCGCCGCCUCUACUCGAUGUCACCGGAAGCGCAGGCCCAGUUCUGGCGCACGGUACAGUGCGUCAUCGAGAAAGACGUGGUGCGCACGGACCGGGGCAAUCCGUUCUUCGCCGGAGAUGAUAACCCCAACAUCGACACGAUGAAGAACAUUCUGCUGAACUACGCGUUCUACAACCCGGGCAUGUCCUACACGCAGGGAAUGAGCGAUCUACUGGCACCGGUGCUGUGUGAAAUUAAAAGCGAAUCCGAAACGUUCUGGUGCUUUGUCGGGCUAAUGCAGCGCGCCAUCUUCGUUUGCACACCGACGGACAAUGAUAUUGAUCGCAAUUUGUGCUAUCUGAGAGAAUUGAUCCGGCUUAUGGUUCCUAGCUUUUACAAGCACCUACAAAAGCACACUGACGCUAUGGAAUUGCUGUUUUGCCACCGCUGGAUUCUGCUAUGUUUUAAGCGCGAGUUCACCGAAGCGGUCGCCAUACGCAUGUGGGAAGCCUGCUGGUCAAACUAUCUGACCGACUACUUUCACCUUUUCCUUUGCCUGGCCAUUAUUGCCGUGUACGCCGAUGACGUAAUUGCUCAAGAUUUGCGCACCGACGAAAUGCUGCUGCACUUCAGUUCGCUGGCAAUGUACAUGGAUGGACAGGUGAUCUUGCGCAAAGCACGUGGACUGCUGCACCAAUUCCGCCAGUUCCCAAAGAUCCCCUGCACUUUGUCGGGGCUCUGUAGGCGCUGUGGUCCCGGAAUGUGGGACUCGGGUCAUCAUCCAUCGAUCGAAUGUAUCGGCCACCUGGAUCACGAGACGUGUGCGCUGGCCAUGGACUAGGACACUCUCGCGUUAGUGCUGUCACCGCUUCAUCACUACCACCGUUGCCUCUCCGACUACGUUACACGCCAGUCUGUGUACUUUCCGCUUCCGCAUAUAGGUUUAGGCGUGCUCACACAUCUGCCGCAACGAUGACCGUUAGGAUGUUUCUUCUUCAAACCCACAAUCUGCUGCCAUGUUUAGAGAUUCAAACGGAUUUUUUUACAUUAAAAUGCCUGUAGCUGUCCACAGCAGGAAGAAACAACGAAACAGAGACAAGACAGAUUGAUUCCACAUUCCAGUGCAGUGCUAGAGCAGUGAUGGGCUUUACUAUUCGCAAUACAUAGGAUUACGUUGCUUUCGAUUGCUUUCGUAGCUUCGCUGAACGGUGCGAUACGAUGAAGGGAAAAUUUAAAUACUGUAGUAUAUUAUUCGCAUAGUAACUACCGAUAUAAUCAAUACAAACAUUUUAUUGAAAGUAACAAUAACACCCAUUCGACCCGAACGUCCCGCCUUUGCCGCUCUAUAUUACAACUGCCUAGAAAGUGAACAGAAACUGGGAAGCCUCUCAUCAACUUCUCGUUUGGCCAGCCA
This is a messenger RNA of Anopheles cruzii, 3267 nucleotides long. RefSeq names its product TBC1 domain family member 16 (gene TBC1D16). NCBI's taxonomy places the organism in Eukaryota, Metazoa, Arthropoda, Insecta, Diptera, Culicidae. The coding region runs from base 217 to 2694 and encodes 825 amino acids. Gene Ontology annotation, cellular component: early endosome. The record is from RefSeq and is a predicted model, not a curated record. Gene Ontology annotation, molecular function: GTPase activator activity. The transcript has 6 exons. Gene Ontology annotation, biological process: activation of GTPase activity.